CUAGUUCUCAGCCAAUCAGCUGGAUGGGCAUUAGAAUUAAAAAUAAACAUAAUUGAUUUUCUGCCCGAAAGUAUACGUAAACGCGUAGGCGCUCCCACCUGGUAGUGCACCCGAUUGACCGACUUGCAACCUCCACGGGCAGCGAUGGGAUCCGACGACCAGAGCGCCGGGGACAGGAUCCAGAAGGGAUUCCAGAUCAACUACAUGAUUCUGCGGGAUGCCGACAGUGGAAAGAUAAUCUGGCAGGAGAACAAAGACUUCUCGGCACCGGACCAGGAGCACGAGGCGCGGGUGCCGGUCAAGAUACUGGACAUGCGGGCUGUUUCCCGGGAGAUCAACUUCAGCACCAUCGAGUCGAUGGAGAACUUUCGCCUUGACCAGAAGGUGCUCUUCAAGGGCCGCAUCAUGGAGGAGUGGUUCUUCGAGAUGGGAUUCGUGGGUGCCAACACCACCAACACCUGGCAGUCGACAAUCGAGGCGGCACCCGAAUCCCAGAUGAUGCCCGCCAAGGUCUUGAACGGCAAUGUGACUAUCCAAACCAGUUUCUACGACAACGAGACACUCAUCACCAAAUCGGUUGUGCGCCUGUACUACAUUUAGGCAACUGUGAGUCACCUGCCGUUCUGCUGCUCGACCAGGUGUUCUCGCAUCCCCUCACGAAUUCUUCUGGAUGUUCUUCAAGAUGUUCUGUACCCAACAUACAUAUAUACAUACUUCGCUUUAGAGUACUUCUGCAUUUCAAUGCAAUUGUUUGCGCGUUUAUGAACUAGUUGUAGCCUAAUGCAUUUUAACCUAAUUUUACGUUUAUCACAGUAACUUAUUAAUAAAGAUUAACAAUUGUAAUGUGCAUAAA
This is a messenger RNA of Drosophila yakuba, 853 nucleotides long. It is a transcript of the gene PrBP, whose product is annotated as probable cGMP 3',5'-cyclic phosphodiesterase subunit delta. The transcript has a single exon. The record is from RefSeq and is a predicted model, not a curated record. NCBI's taxonomy places the organism in Eukaryota, Metazoa, Arthropoda, Insecta, Diptera, Drosophilidae. Gene Ontology annotation, cellular component: cytoplasm. Gene Ontology annotation, biological process: sensory perception of light stimulus. The coding region runs from base 145 to 600 and encodes 151 amino acids.